Messenger RNA from Lontra canadensis (Northern American river otter), 1847 nucleotides. RefSeq names its product cytokine receptor like factor 3 (gene CRLF3). Gene Ontology annotation, molecular function: protein binding. The record is from RefSeq and is a predicted model, not a curated record. Lineage: Eukaryota; Metazoa; Chordata; Mammalia; Carnivora; Mustelidae. The coding region runs from base 67 to 1383 and encodes 438 amino acids. The transcript has 8 exons.
UCGGCGCCGGGGACUGUGGGGGAACUGCGCCCGCAGCCGCCGGCCGUGCGGCCGGACGAGGGGGCGAUGGAGCUGGAGCCCGAGCUGCUGCUGCAGGAGGCCCGGGAGAACGUGGAGGCGGCGCAGAGCUAUCGGCGGGAGCUGGGCCAGAGGCUGCAGGGGUUGCGGGAGGCGCGGAGGCAGAUCAAAGAGAGUGCAUCACAGACAAGAGAUGUCCUCAAACAGCAUUUUAAUGAUUUAAAGGGAACCCUUGGGAAGCUCCUGGAUGAGCGAUUGGUGACCCUUUUGCAAGAGGUGGACACGAUUGAACAGGAAACCAUUAAACCUCUAGAUGACUGCCAGAAGCUCAUAGAGCACGGAGUUAAUACUGCAGAGGACUUAGUCCAAGAAGGGGAGAUUGCCAUUCUUGGUGGUGUAGGAGAACAGAAUGAAAAACUGUGGAACUUUACCAAAAAGGCCUCACACAUUCAGUUGGACAGCUUACCAGAAGUGCCUUUACUGGUUGAUGUGCCUUGUUUGUCCGCUCAGUUGGAUGACUCAAUUCUGAACAUAGUGAAAGACCACAUUUUCAAGCAUGGAACAGUAGCAUCUCGCCCACCAGUCCAGAUCGAAGAGCUAAUAGAGAAACCAGGAGGCAUCAUUGUUCGAUGGUGUAAGGUGGAUGACGACUUCACGGCACAGGAUUACAGGCUGCAGUUCCGCAAGUGCACUUCCAAUCAUUUUGAGGAUGUAUAUGUAGGCUCUGAAACCGAGUUCAUAGUGUUGCACAUAGACCCCAACGUUGAUUAUCAGUUCAGAGUCUGCGCCCGAGGAGAUGGCCGGCAGGAGUGGAGUCCUUGGAGCGUCCCCCAGAUGGGUCACUCCACGUUGGUGCCUCAUGAGUGGACAGCUGGCUUCGAGGGGUACAGCCUGAGUAGUCGAAGAAAUAUAGCCCUCCGGAAUGAUUCUGAGUCCUCAGGUGUGCUCUACUCCAGCGCUCCAACUUAUUUCUGUGGGCAGACGUUGACAUUCAGAGUUGAAACCGUGGGGCAGCCAGACAGAAGAGACAGUAUAGGAGUGUGUGCAGAAAAACAGAAUGGAUACGACUCUCUGCAGCGGGACCAAGCCGUGUGCAUCAGUACAAAUGGUGCAGUUUUUGUAAAUGGAAAAGAAAUGACUAAUCAGUUGCCAGCAGUUACUUCUGGGUCCACUGUCACAUUUGACAUUGAAGCUGUAACUCUAGGAUCCACCAAUAAUAACGAAGGAGGAAACUUCAAGCUUCGAGUAACUAUUAGCUCAAAUAACAGAGAGGUGGUUUUUGAUUGGUUACUUGAGCAGUCUUGUGGUUCUCUUUAUUUUGGUUGUUCGUUUUUCUAUCCUGGAUGGAAAGUGUUGGUAUUCUAGAUUUUUGGGUGAUUGGUUUUGGUUUUGCAGGGUUUUAAAUGUAGCUGUCGUCAGCUGAGUUUAAUUGUAAUUGGUUCCAAAAAAAUUGUUAGAUUCAUCUCUCAUUUAAGCCAUUGGAAAUGGAACUUGUUGACUGGAUUUAUUUUGGAGUAUUUUAGCGGUAAGAGAUUUGACUAUUGUGGACAAAAUUGUAGUGCAGUCAGUCUUGUAGCGUAGUGUUAAUUGAAAUAUCAGCAUCAUGAUAAAAAUGAAAUUGGCUUUUAAAGUAUGAGGAGAUACAGGAAGCCCAACACCCUUCCACUGUGUACUUCUUAAAAAGUUGAUUAUUAAAACAGAAAAACUUAAUGUAACAUUAUCUUAUUAAAUUUCUAUCUUUUUUAAGGAUCCCAGGCCAUGUAACACUUUAGGAUCAAAGAGUAGGACUAGAGCAGCAGAAGCUGGAGUUCUGUAACUUACAAUCACUU